Messenger RNA from Anopheles cruzii, 4258 nucleotides. RefSeq names its product tudor domain-containing protein 7B-like. NCBI's taxonomy places the organism in Eukaryota, Metazoa, Arthropoda, Insecta, Diptera, Culicidae. The record is from RefSeq and is a predicted model, not a curated record. Bases 1 to 3981 code for a protein of 1326 amino acids. The transcript has 5 exons.
AUGGCAAAAUCUAACGGCAACAUGUCGGAGGAAGCACGGGUCGUCGUGAAGAAUAUCCGGUCGGUGGUGAUAUCCCGCGACGAUGCCUCGACCGUGCGAACUAUCACGGGCGAUUACCUCAAGCUCAUUGGCGAGCAACCACCAUACGCGAAGUUCGGCUUCGCCAGCCUUGAUGAUAUGCUAAAGGCGAGCGGAGAGUUCCUGGCGAAGCGUGAAGACGGGCAGACGAGAAUUUACGCCAAAGCGAAGAGCGAUUCGGCGCACAUCUGUGACAUGGUAAAGGCGCAGAAACCGGCUAAACCAACUGCGAACCGUUGCAUCCGGCCGGCACCACGUUUGCCGUCAGUCGGUGCCCGAGUUGGUGGUAACAGUACCACUAACCAAACGGCAUACAGUCGGAUGUACUCCGAGCAAAACAUGGGCCGCAAUCGGGGAUCACCCAGAACUCGACCGAGCAGGUUCUUCGGAAACACUGCCAGCAACAACAACAACAACAACAACGGUUGUGCUCCUCUUACAAAGAGUGAGCUGUUGCUUCGGGCCAUAACAAAAACAUCGCAGGGCCGAGGAGGAUCGUCACCGGUGAAACGAGGCUCACCGGAAGCGAACAAUAAUAGCCAAAUGAAAAAUUAUAACCUCCGCGGUGGCGCCGCUGGACAUCCCCAACAGCAGGUGCUUCCGGCGAACGAUUUACGCCAUGGGCUGAACGAACGAGCGAACCUCCGCGGCGGCGCUGGACAUUCACAACAGCAGGUGCUUCCGGCGAACGACUUACGCCAUGGGCUGAACGGCAGAAAUACCGGCCUGAGCCGUUCGUCGGUCGAUAUGCGACAAACGGCAACCAAACCGGCCGCACCUUCCUCCACCGCUUCGAAGCAGCAGCAGUCGAACAGUGAUGGCCAGGCGAAAGUCCAGGCCGUCAAUCGACCGACGAACAGCCACGUGAUCGCUGGUUCCGGUCGAGUAAUUCCUCCGUCGGUUGCACCACUGCCCCUAAUGGACAACAGCGUGCCACGAACAGCAGAGUCCACAGGCCCAGCGGCGCACUCGGUGGGCGCUCGGAGCACGACGUCGAAGAGCGUGAACUCGCGGCUCCAACAGGCGCAGGGUCCGGUGUCACCAACAGGCGCAGGCACCGGCUCACCGGCGUACCAACGCGCACAAUCGCUCGAUGAACGCUCCUCGAACGGCGGUAGUGGCCCAGCCGCCACGCAAGAGAUGAUUACAACCCAGAAGACACAAAGCAAACUCGGCGAUCGGUUAACCCAGGCUGCUGCCGACCGUGGGGCAGAUAAACCGUUCUCGUUCGCAUCCUCCCAGUACGGCACCACCGAAUUUAGCUGGAACGAUCAAAACGCCACACCAGUCGAGCUGCUGGGGAAAUAUAGUGCCUCAAAGGGGUACGAUCGGCCGGAGUAUAGGUACUUUCGGCUCAAGAACGGCAUGAUCCAGUGCAAGGUGAACGUCAAUGGGUCACUGUACUCGACAUAUCCUGCGGAAUUUGCAAACGAGUUUGAGGGCCAGUUCGCCGCCGCACUCAAGGCGAUCGAAGCGAUACGGGCCGACGAAUCGCGCCACAGGCACGAGGUUUGCCUGGAAUCGGAUUUGGAGGUUGCGAAUCGUAUUUACGAACUAUUGGCCAACUACCCGAACGGUUUGUUCAGCAAGCGGGUUCCGGAAGCGUUCCUGCAGACGCACCGGUCACUGCUGCCGGAUCACUGGUUUUCGAUCAUCGAUCGAUAUCUGGACCAGCUGUUUGUGGUGGAGGACGGACCGGGGGAUACGAUGGUGUUUGCCUGUGAGCAACCGUCGAUGUCGGAUGCGGCCUCCAACACGUCGGAGGCACGGCAGAUGGCGGUGAACGAGCUGCAGUUACCGUGGGACCAACAGUACUGGGAUCUGUACAUCACGAACCCAGUUUCGACGGUCGAAGUUUGGGCACGGCUCGUUGGUGUCGACUAUAGCGAUAAAAUGGAUACGCUUAUAACAGACAUCGAAAUGGCGAUGAUGAGCGCCCAACCGAAGGCGGACGAGUCGGAGGCGGCGGUCGGCGAGUACCUUCUUGCGUCGGUCACCGACUGCUGGUACCGGGUGCGUGUGGACGAGAUCAACUACGACACCAACGAGUGCCAAUGUUUUUUCAUCGACAUCGGCGACAAGGAGCAGAUCCCGCUGGACCAGCUGUAUCAGUGCGACCCAAAGUACCUGGAACUGCCCGGUCAGGCCAAACGGUUCACGCUCGAGGGGUUGGAAGAUUUCAGCGAAAAUCCGAAAGCGAAGCUCCAUCUCGAUGCGCUCAUCAGUGGGCGAGUGUUUAUCGGGGAGAUUCUGACGAAGCGCGAAGAAUACGAGGAAGUCGAACAGGCCAGCGGUAUCGGGUCGGGGCAGUUGAAGCUGGCACUGUACGAUACCUCGUCCGACCACGAUGUGCUGCUGAACCCGGUUAUACUGAAGCACAUCUGCGACGAUACGCCGGAACCGGCACUAAACCGGAAGGAUGUAAAUGCGGUCACUAUUUCGUACAUUGACGACCAGGGCGACGUGUACGGUCAGCUGGUUGGUACGAUGGAGUACCUACAGAAACUCAUCACCAAUCUGACGCAGUCGAACGCGCUUGACGGCAAGUAUCGGGGUCUGUACAAAACGAAAGCCGGCGACCAGCAGCAGCAGCAGCAACAUCAGCUGUACCUGGUGCAGGACGAAACGGAUGGGAAAUGGUACCGGGCGGAACUGGAGGCCGAAGAAGCGGGCCCUUCCUGUCGCAUGCGGUACGUGGACGUUGGUUGCCGCCGGUGCACCAACGUGUCCAACAUCUAUCGCCUCGAGAUGCUCAGCCUUGCGCUCAGUCGCUACCCACCGCAGGCCAUCCGGAUGCGUAUGUUUGGGUUGGACCUCACCGAACCGCAGGUUCUCCCUCGGCUUCGUGCCCUGCUCAAACCGGCCAUGCGAGCGGUGGCGAAGGUGUGUGCGAUGGCGAAGCUGUCUCCCGGAGCGUCCGCUUCCUUGCCCCUGGUCAGGGUCUUCGUGUACGUUUCGCAGGCAGGCAGCGAGAAUAUUCCCGUCUGUGUCAACGAUGCGAUUGCCUUCGAGAAGGAGCUGGAACUGUGCUCGGAACUGAUCAGUGCGCCGCGCAUUUCGGACAGCGUGCUGAGCAAUGGUUCGUCGUCGUCCACCUCAAACACCUCCUCGUCGCUGCAGUCAACCUUUGGUGCCGGUGGCGGUUCACUAUCCAGCACCGACACGAAGGAUCUUGCGUUGCGCUUAGGUGACCUCAAGUUGGAGACUGGUAAAAGCAGUUCGUCUGGCUCUUCCGCCACUUCACCCACUACAGCAGCAAACCCGAAGGCUGCCGUCGCAAAGCUGCCCCAAAUGACGCUGCCCGCCGUGGGCCAGCUGUUCGACGUGAAGGUGGUGAUCGCUUCGAGUCCGAACUACUUCAUCGUCCAACCGUACGCUUCCGCCCAGCAGCUCAACCGACUGAUGCACGAACUGCAGGACUUUUGCAUGAAGAAAGGCCAACCGGUUCGGAAGGAGCACGUGCGACAGUACGAGGUGUACGCGGCCCUCAACACGGACGGUCACUGGUAUCGUGUAUCCGUCACAAACAUUCUACUUGGCCCCACACCGAUCCAUGUGUUUUUCUGCGAUUUCGGCCGGAUCGGGAUGCUGGAUGUGAGCGCGUUGCGUGUGCUGCCAGCGAACUUUCGCGUCCUACCGCAACAGGCGAUCAAUGCCAAGCUGCACGGUGUCAAACCACUGCACAAGGACUGGCAGGCAGAGGAUGCGGUCCGCUUUCAGAAGCUGACGGUGGAGCGCAAAUUCGCCAGCAUCGUCCGGGGCGUCCAGGCGGACGAGCUCAAUCGGGACGAAAAGCUGGUGGAGCUCGAACUGAUCGACGUUUCGAGUGAGGAGGAUGUCUACGUGCACAAGACCCUCGUGGACGAAGGUCGUGCCGUGUACACGGCGGCCCAAACCGUUUAAACAGAGACUGCUAACCAACUCUGGAAAAGAUGCAUGUGCAUUAACAUUACCCCCCUUAGUUUCAUUCUUUUCAGCCUAGCUUUACGGUCGAUUUCUAUACGGUAGAUUUCCUUAAGCGGUUUCGAGAGUAAUGGUAUCACUAUUUAAUCGAAUUGACUCUUUUUAGUAGCUUAAACGACGCUAGAAGCGGUCGGAGCAGGCAAAUCUCCUUGCGCCAAACGAGAGUGUUUUAAAAUCGACUCAUCAUCGAGAGAGAUGAAUCGCGCGGAUUGUCGUU